CAGAUGACGGAUGAAUGAAAGUGAAUGAUGAGUUGAGUUUAGCAGGUGACAAAUGAAGCUCUACCCUAAUUCAAAUCGGAUUCAUUGACAUCUCUAAUCCCUCAUACCCUCUAAAAAAUGGACACUUUUUUGGAGCUACCUACUUGGGAAUAUAAGUAGAUCAUUCUAGUUGUUUACAAAACCAAAACCAAAACCAUACGUCCAUAUUUCCAAAAAUCCAGUGACCUAACUACUAUCCUCCACAAUAGCAAAACUUACCAAGUGAAGAUGCUACGUUUCGUCCGAGUAAUUGGCUUCUCUUCAUUGGCAUCUUCUAAAAAAUUAGUUGAACCAUCAAAAAUAUACAACCCAACUUUUCCCAACUACAACCCAUAUCACUUCAUCAGUAGUAAGAACAGUUUGAGAUCCUUGUGUAAUUUCGUCACACCAAUAAAUUGUGCACAUAAUGGUGAAGAAGUUUUGGGUCAACAAGAAGAGUUAAUUAUUCCUAAACAUGUGGCUAUAGUCUUGGAUGGAUCUAGAAGAUGGCAUAAAAACCAUGGCCUAGAUCUUGAUUAUAAGCCUUUCUUUCAGGCUUGCAUGAGGUUUUUCGAGUGUUGUCUCAAAUGGAAAGUUAGUAGUGCCACACUCUAUGCGUAUGGUCUUAGAAAUUUUAAGAUGCGAUCUAAGGAAGAAGUUGAUUUGUUUCUAAAUCAGUUAGAAACAUUUUUAGAGGAAGAAUUGGAAUAUUUUACGAGACAAGGAGUAAGAGUGUUGGCGGUAGGAGAAAAGUACAUGUUAUCUGAAUCACUUCAAGCCACAAUAAAGAAUGUGGAGGAAGCAACAAAAGACAAUGCAAAACUUGAUUUAGUCCUUCCAACAUGCUACACUUCACAAAGCGACAUAGUUCAAGCAACAAGAAAAAUUUGCCACAAAGUAAAGGAAGGAAGUAUUACAAUAGAAGAUGUUGAUGAAGAUUUGAUUCAACAACAUCUUGCCGUCCUUGGCUCUCGACCUAUUCCAGACCUAUUUAUACGAACAGGCGGCCAACUUCGCGUAGGCAUGUUGUUGGGGUGGCAAAUUGCCGAUGUUCAUCUACAUAUUACCAACACUUGUGCACCUGACUUCGGGGAAGAUGUGUUCCUCGACGCUUUGCGUUCCUAUCAGCAAAGACAUACAAUGUUUGGUAGGUAAAGUUAGAAGCUAAGCUACUAUGUUUUAUUUUUUACCUUAAUCUUGUCAAAGAAAUUAAAAAUUCCAAUUAAGGUGUUUGGUGUGAAAAUAGUAUGGUAGAGGGGGUGUACCAUGUGCAUGGUACACCCGGAAGUACAUUACAUAUAAAUAAAAGAACAUUAGGACAAAUUUAAUAAUGUUCUUUUAUUUAUAUCUAAUGUUCAUUUUUUAUGAAGCCUCAUUUAUAUGUAAUGUUUAUUAUUUUAUGUACUCUAUGUUCGUUUAUAAUGUAUAAUAAAUUAUUAUAA
Molecule: messenger RNA, 1460 nt
Organism: Chenopodium quinoa (quinoa)
Lineage: Eukaryota; Viridiplantae; Streptophyta; Magnoliopsida; Caryophyllales; Amaranthaceae
Product: isoprenyl transferase-like
Exons: 3
Coding region: 268-1173 (301 amino acids)
Biological process (GO): polyprenol biosynthetic process; plastid membrane organization; response to cold
Cellular component (GO): chloroplast stroma
Source: RefSeq, a predicted model, not a curated record